Molecule: messenger RNA, 1940 nt
Organism: Homalodisca vitripennis (glassy-winged sharpshooter)
Lineage: Eukaryota; Metazoa; Arthropoda; Insecta; Hemiptera; Cicadellidae
Product: calreticulin
Exons: 8
Coding region: 101-1327 (408 amino acids)
Biological process (GO): protein folding
Cellular component (GO): endoplasmic reticulum membrane; endoplasmic reticulum
Molecular function (GO): calcium ion binding
Source: RefSeq, a predicted model, not a curated record
UAGUUGUCUUGUUCAGUGGCGUUUCCAUGAUAGUCGAUUAAUUCACGUUGUGGUAGUUGAGGUAAAGGUUGUGUUUGUUGAAAUUUCCCAGGACUACAUAAUGUAUAUUUGUGCCCUAUUUGCUUUGUUGGCGUUUUCCCAGAUCAACGCCGAGGUCUAUUUUGAAGAAAACUUUAAUGAUAAAUCAUGGGAAGAUAAUUGGAUAUAUUCCGAACAUCCUGGAAAGGAAUUUGGAAAGUUCACAUGGUCAUCGGGUAAAUUUUACAAUGAUGCUGAGAAAGAUAAAGGUAUUCAGACGUCGCAAGAUGCUAGGUUCUACGCUCUGUCGAGGAAGUUCUCACCAUUCAGCAACAAAGGAAAGCCUCUGGUAGUGCAGUUCACAGUGAAACAUGAACAAAACAUUGACUGUGGAGGUGGAUAUGUUAAAAUAUUCGACUGCUCCUUAGAUCAGAAAGACAUGCACGGAGAAACUCCUUAUGAAAUUAUGUUUGGUCCUGAUAUUUGUGGUCCUGGGACAAAAAAAGUCCAUGUAAUCUUCAGCUACAAGGGUGAAAAUCACCUUAUCAACAAAGACAUCAGGUGCAAGGAUGAUGUUUACACCCAUCUCUACACUUUGAUUGUUAAGCCUGAUAACACAUAUGAGGUGUUGAUUGACAACGAAAAAGUAGAAUCUGGAGAACUGGAAGCAGACUGGAACUUCCUCCCUCCUAAGAAGAUCAAGGACCCCUCAGCCAAGAAGCCCUCUGACUGGGAGGACAAGGCUACCAUCGAUGACCCCACAGACGAGAAGCCUGCCGACUGGGACCAGCCCGAGCACAUUCCUGACCCUGACGCCACCAAGCCCGAGGACUGGGAUGACGAGAUGGACGGAGAAUGGGAGGCUCCUAUGAUCGACAACCCAGACUACAAGGGAACCUGGACACCCAAGCAGAUUGACAACCCCAACUACAAGGGCCCCUGGAUUCACCCAGAAAUCGACAACCCUGACUACAAACCAGACUCAGAGUUGUACCACAGGAAGGAGAUCUGUGCCAUUGGUUUCGAUUUGUGGCAGGUCAAGUCCGGCACAAUAUUCAACAAUGUCUUAAUAACAGAUGAUCCUGAACACGCGAAAAAGGUGGCCACAGACAUCUGGAAGCCACGAUUUGAAGGUGAGCAAAAAAUGAAAGCAGAACAGGAUGAAGAAGAAAAGAAAAAGCGGGAGGCUGAAGGAAAGAGUGAUGUUCCUGAGGAUGAGGAUGAUGAAGAUGAAGAUGAGGAUGAAGAUGCAGCAGACAAACCAGAAACAGGAGAAGAACACGAAGAUCACGACCACGAUGAACUGUAAGACUAAUUGUGCGUUGGUGUGAUAAACACGCAGUGAUAAUUUUUCAAGACUUGGGAGACAUUGUCAGAUGUUGUGUACGUGUGUGUGUAUGACAAGUGGAACUGAGUAGACUGCCUUUUAUACUGAUUACACUAAAACAACGCUCACCUAAAACCACUUGUUUGGGAAAUAGGCAGAUCUGUAAUGUUUGUAUUUUUUUGUAUUUUUUGUCCUAUUUGUAAAUACUUCCAAAAAUUUAAUUAUUCCUUGACUUAUCGUACAAAAGUUUGUAUAAGUUGCAUUUACCACUUAGUGUUUUUGAGUGAGAACUAUGCUAGGUAUUUAUUUAUUGAAAUCUGGAUUUGUAACAGAUUUAAAAAAUGUGUUUACUGUGAAAUUUUCAAAAGCUUGCGCCAUGUACAUGUAAUUUCAAAUCUAAAGUGUAUUUAGCUCGAGGUAUUAGUGAUAGUCUUUAGCAAGAUUAUCACAGUUUCCUGACAUAAUAUAUUGUAACAUAUUUUCUUCACAUCCUUUUUGUUUGUGAAGUUUUCAAUUUUUGUAAUGUAAAAAUAGUAUUGUUUUAAAUGCGCAAUAGAUGUUUUAUUUGUUAUAAAAAUAUAACCUUUAAAAUGUU